Messenger RNA from Chrysoperla carnea, 681 nucleotides. RefSeq names its product pro-resilin-like. Gene Ontology annotation, cellular component: extracellular matrix. The annotation marks the transcript as partial. The record is from RefSeq and is a predicted model, not a curated record. The transcript is spliced from 3 exons. Lineage: Eukaryota; Metazoa; Arthropoda; Insecta; Neuroptera; Chrysopidae.
UUGCAGUUAAUAUCAUUAUUAGCAGUAGCCGGUUUGACGUGGGCAGAUGUUGGUACAGCAGCAAAUCAAUAUUUACCACCACAGAAAGGUUACAAUUACGAUAAACCCAUUGUACCAUUCCCAUCUGGUAAUAAUCAACAACAAGUACCAUAUCCAACAACACAACGACCAUAUCAACCACCAUAUCAACCACCACGACCACAACCACAACCUCAGCCACAACCCACAUACAGACCAGCAACACAACCACCUUACCGACCACCACAACCACCAACAUACGGUCCACCAACAACUGGAGGCGGUCAUUCUGGAGACGAUCAUGAUCAUCAUCAUCAUGAACCAGGUAUGCCAUUCGAUUUCAACUAUGCUGUGAAAGAUGAUUAUUAUGGUAAUGAUUAUUCACAUAAUGCUGUAAGUGAUGGUGAUGUAACACGUGGUGAAUAUAGAAUUUUAUUACCAGAUGGUCGUACACAAAUUGUUAGAUAUACAGCUGAUUGGAAAAAUGGAUUCAAUGCACAGGUAACAUAUGAAGGUACACCAACAUAUCCAGCUCAAGGUGCAGGUUCAGGAAUUAAAAACCAAUAUGGACCACCACCACAACAAGGAGGCGGUAAUCAAGGCUACCAAUAUUAAAUAUUUAAGAAAGAAACAAGAAAAAGAACUUAACAAAAUGUAAUAAUU